Messenger RNA from Spirometra erinaceieuropaei, 10604 nucleotides. NCBI's taxonomy places the organism in Eukaryota, Metazoa, Platyhelminthes, Cestoda, Diphyllobothriidea, Diphyllobothriidae. The record is from the annotation of a GenBank genome assembly.
AUGGUCAGGUCCUUUCCUUGUGUAUAGCUUUUCUAAAGGCUGAUGAAAUAAAAUAUGCUUUCAUAGUUGAAUGGUACAAUGAUGAAUCUGGUCUUAUUACAAAGUAUAAGUUACUAUUCUUCCCCAGUGAUAACUCUGUUGAGAUGGUAAGUCUCAGAGAAUGUUUGAAGUAAAAUAGCACGAUAUAAAAGCAGGAAGACUUUUCCUAAAGCGAACUAAGGUUGAUACUGUGAAGGAAUCCGACCUUUUCAUUGGAAGCUCGAUUAAUAUUUUAGCUCGCCACUUGUGUAUCGUAGAUUUUGGGGAUGAGUUCACGGCAAAAGUUAUGGCUGGGAAUUCGGAACGGUACAGUUAAAGGCCUGUUUUACCACUUCUUAAAUAGCUGUGUUUGCAUUAUCUCCCCCUCGGGAACUUGUAAAGCCGGGACCUACAUUGGUGACCUCGAGAAGAAUGGUUUUAAAGUCAUCAACAUCAAAAUGCUCUAUCUAAGUAGCAUGGAAGUCCGUAAAUAUUUCGCCAACGAAGUUGAAUGCCAGUUUCUGGAGUAAGUACGAAAUAUUUUGAACAUUUAAUUUUGUUCCAUUUUCUAUGCGAAGAAUGACUGUGCUACUUCCUUCAUAUCUUACUACAAUUUCUGCAAGAUUAACGUAAGCCACGACUGACUGGGACAAAUCCGAGUUAUCUUUUGGUCACUUAAGUUUACAGAUGAAGCAACAUUGUCUUAUUUUCAACCAACAGUUAUAAGAAACACCACGGUACUCUCUUUAGCAGCUUAAUUAUCUGACUAUACGAUCUAAUCAGAUUUCGGGAUAAUGGACUGAUGAAUUUCCGCAAUGACAAAAUAAUUAACAAGCAACAUUAAUGUUGCUUCAUUUUUAAACUAUGCCAUAUACCUUAUCAAAAUUUGCCCAUGAAGUAUUCAACAUUCGUAAUUUGUAAGUCAUUUCUGCAUUCAGAGUCUUUCGUGUACUUAUUCCUUCAGUUUUCUAGCAUCACGUCUCUGGUUAUUUCUUUGCUCCUCUUACAGUAAGCUUACAAGCGCGCUGGCUGAUCAUGGUAUGAUUGCGCUCGAAUUGAUGCGGAGAGACGCAAACGCCGUUCUUCGCCAAAUAGUUUAUGGCAAAACUUCCGGUGAUCAAAUUGACCUAUUUGCCAACCCCGAUAUUUUUGUGCUGGCGCAUGAUGCGGAGGCCGCAGCGAAACAGGCCCACCUCCUUUUUUCAACUCCAUCUUCACAAUCCAGCCGUCUAAUUGGCAAUAUUCUGGACUGUACUUGUGCUGUUGUGAAGCCACAUGCCCUUAACGACGGUUCGUUUGAUUUAAGGAGCUCAGGAAAUUAGUGAAAAUGGAAUUAAGCCUUUUGAAUUUGCUUUAUUGCUUUCUAGUUUUGAUAUCCCUACUCGCAGGCGUUUUCUACAGGUAGUCUAGCAGCUACUAAGCGUUUCAGCUUUCAGAUUAUUUUCCUCACUUAUUUUUGAAUUUGAAUAUACGGCUCUAGGUCGCUUACCAUAAACAUACCCACUUUUAGUUAUUUUAUAGGCGGCUUUUAGGAGGAAUUGUACAAACAGUCGGAAUAUUUUAUCUAGAUUAUUCAAUUACUCGUAGUACAUCCUGUUCUGAACGUUACUAAAAGGUGAUUUUCGGCUCUGGUCUUUAGUUAGAAUGUAUAUUAUUCAGCAUAGUGUGAUCCAUCCAACUCGGAAAAUGGUUGAACAUAUCACCAUUAAAACGAACGUAAAUAGCUGCGUGUGUAAGACAGAAGCAAAGUUGUAAGAAGUCUACAGCAAAUGGUUCAUAACAAUGCAGAUCAUUUUUGGUAUGUUCAGUGUUCUAGCUAAUGGGCUACUAAGGGCUAGUUCCUUUAUUUCGGUUGCUGUUAGAAUUAGGUUCGCAACCGUCCUUAAUCUGAGUGGGCUGUUGGCUGUGCUCCGACUUCUGCAGUCAAAAGAAUUAUUCCUCGGACCGCCUGAAUACAAGAGCCAAUUUAUUUGAAUGCUGAUCUUGCCGCAAGUGGGGCAUAUUCCGGCUAAUUCAUCUUGCUCGAUUCUGUUUUGAGGUUUUAUUGAAGUUGCAGUUUUCGGGGUCCAGUUAGUCUGCAGGGCUAAAAGUCCGGUCUUAAAGAUCGACAGCAGUUCUGGCACCUGUUUUGCUGACAUACGCUUCGUCCCUUAGAAACAAUGUUAACAACCUGCUGCGCAAUAGGCUGAAGGGUAUGAAGGUUUCAGAAGAAGAAGAAGAAGAAGAAGAAGAAACGUAAGAAUGUCUGGUACCUUUAAAAGAAUAAAAAAGUAGACCAGGCCCAUUCCCUUUGGCGGGCGGCGUAAACGUCGGAGCUCAUAGUUAGGUGGUAUAAAAAUUGCGGAACUUACCGUUUAUUAUCAUUGAGUCUGUCUCCCAAACUCGCAGUCCUGAUCCUGUCUCCGGUGCAGAUUACGGAAUAAUAAUGGCUACGAAGAAGAAAUGUCUAUCGAAAGGUUAACUUGCUUAACGUAUGAAGGCCAGUACUCCUGUAGCGUACAGUUUUUUGCGGCGUUGAAGACCAGUACACGCCUACUAGGGCAGUUAAAGAUACAGUAGGCGUUUACUGCGCGACGGUUGGUUUGCUUUAGUUGGUAACCAACUCACACCAAUCCUGUUCUUUUCUAUUCCGUAUAUUUGGGGGAGUAGCCAUAACACAGGUUGUGGAGGGAGGAAAUUGAUUAUCUAGUUGAGUUUUGUUGAUUUUGGACCACUGGAGUCGGUCGCAGAUUGCUGCCGUGCCAUGAUUUGCCAUGGCCAUGCCCAGUCAUGAUUAAAUACCUUCUAUUACUUCUAGCCAGUUUGUGCUGUACGGUGAGGCAUGUCUUACUUCGGAUCAGGAUUCCUGGUCGAGGUUCCGUGGCGAGUUUGCCCGGAGGUGAUCGUCCUCCGUAAAACGGCAUUGAAAUGGAGGUUCUUUCGGAUUUAGUUUGUUGUUUACUUCAGCACUUUAUGCUUGCGUUCUUAUUCAACCAGGCAGUUAUUUUUAUAAUUCAUAUGCUGAGUAUUCACGGUCUUUUGACAGAUAACAAUUUCUAGUUUGCUUUCUGUAUGUCUUGUCGCUGGGACAUCACAAAACAGUAGUUUGUCCCCUUCCGGUCGUGCUGUGGCCUAGUUAUCAGGAAGGGCAGAGCAGGGAGGUUUGUCAUAUACACACGUGCUUGUACAAAACAAGUGCAUUCGCCAAAGUUUCGACAAUACAUUUGCGCUCCUGAAUAGUCCAAAAUUAUUUCCAAUCAGACACAGGUUCGUGAAUCGAAUAAUUCAAAGGAAGCCUUGGAAACAUGAGAAACUGUUUGGAAUUUCACACCAAGGAACUAGGUUUGGCAAACGAAUAAGGUCACGAAGUAAAUAUUCUUGAACUGUUCUGUCCGUUAAGAAGCCAAAUGAGCGUCCACAAUCUAAAAUAUUUCAUGCUGUCCUUCAGCAAGUGCUAGACAGUAAUUUGCCGUCUCUCGUUUGAACUUUUAUUUGCGGCAUCUGUUAAUCUGAAUGUUGUCGUUUUGCAUCUAGGUCACUUGGGUGAAAUCUGGGCAAGCAUUCAAGAGAAAGGCUUCUGUGUGGUGGCUGCCCAAGUGUUCAGGCUUUCAAAAGUGGAUGCUGCUGAAUUUCUUGAAGUUUAUAAAGGUGUCAUUGCCGAGUACCCAGAAGUUGUCGAGGAAUUCACGUCUGGUCCUUGUGUCGCCAUGCAAAUUGCAAAUUCCUAUAAUGCCGAAACUUUUGAUCCUAACCGGGGACCUGACGACCCACAGUCCGUCCAACACCGAUUUCGAGAAUUUGUGGGCCCUAUGGACCCAGUAAGUAAAUAUACUUGAUUUUUGUGAUUUCUGGUGACAGGGUUAUGUAUUAUCUUAAAUCAUUUCAUUUCCAUUACUUGACGAUUUUUUAAAUCAUGGCAGACUUCUUUACGUCAAUGAAUUAUGAAAGUUUUCACUAGGCUGGCUUCUUAAUUUCUCCGAAGUUGCCUGUUUUUAACGGGUCAACGCAGAACACUUUUUUGAAAGACACUAUCUAUGAACUUUAAGCUUCUGUGCGUAUGCCAUCAACAACGAUGGAAGGUUUAACAAACUGUAUCUGUAGUUUUAGUCCAGAAGGAUACUCAUUGUUAGGGUGAAAUCUUGAAUGAUCAACCAACAUUUUGUUGUGUACGUGCCAACGAGAGACCAUGCUCCAUGCUAUCGUUAGGCCGAUUUCAUCUGAUUACGGUUUUGCUGUUCAAAACACGCUUAAGGACUCUGUUUGAUGGUUUCCGUGCUUCGGUACUUAGUGUAUUUCUAUCCAAGCCAGCACAUAAAAAGGCGGAAUCUGGUUAUUUAUUUUGCAAGGUCUUGUGCAUCAAAGAAACUCACAACUUGAAAUUAAGUAACGGAGAGGUUGGUAACAAAGGCAGUACGGUCGGUCGCAAACGGCCUGGGCAGUGUUGUUGUUCACUCAUCUUCGCGAAACUGUUUGUCCGACAUUUUUUGAAGAUUUUCAAGACCACGUAGACGCCACAUGGUAUGUACGAUGUACCAUAUUUUAGAGUCGGCGACUUUGCCAGGUCAGUUCUCUUGGAAUGCACAUUACUAUUUCCGCCUGAUCAGAGGGUAAUUGAUGUAUAUCUGUAGUCCUGGACCUCACUUACCCUAAAGGAGGACACUCGAAUAUCAGGUAUUGUCAGCAUGAAGUCCUAAAUCUUCUAUCGACGGCCGUAAGGCAAUCGCGAAUGGUCACCCUAUCGUACCCCUCAACUUUGGGUACACAGUGCUGCCAGACCCCUUCCCGUAUUCUGUUAACAUCUGCUGGUCCAGUCGGCUUAAAUAGGACUCAAAUUGCACAUGUGAUUUUAAACAAUUUUUCAGAUAUGAAUUUUAAACCUGCACGUACUCGUUUGCAACGUAAUGAGGCGACAGAAGUCCACUUUAAAGGGGUCGCGAAAUUUCUUAAUUUCAUUAAAUUCUACUGUGCCAACUUGUUUUCAGCAUGAUUUUUAUUUUUUCUCCAGAGUAGGUAGAGCAUAGUGUCUUUAUUUUGAUACCUUGUUGUGUCUGAUCGCGAUUCUGUCGGGUUUUUAUAGGUUUGAAAUAUUGAGCGUAAAUUAUUCCCACGCGUUGUUCUUUGUCUGGUAAUAUCUAUAGUAAGAUGUACGUUCUGGUUCAUAUGUGUAUCGAAGACUUACAGAUUUUGCGAGCGUUUUGUACAAGUUGUAAGCUUCUCAAUUUAAGCGGUUAUAAGCGGAUUGCCUAACCCGUUUAUGAUAUCGUUUUCACAAUUUCACUGCAUAAGUAAAUUAACUCAUUCCUUUUCAUAUCUGCUGCCACGUUGAAUUUCAUGCUCAACGUCUGGCUAUGUUUUAGGAAAUCGCUAGGUAUUUGAAACCUGACACUAUUCGCGCACGAUUCGGGAUAAACUUGAUCAAGAACGCUCUUCAUUGUACAGACCUGCCCGAUGAUGUCCCUAUUGAGGUAAGUAGUCAUCUGAAUUGAGUACUACUUCAUGUUCCGAGGGAUAAUACUCCAAGAAUGCAGUCGUUCAUAGUUGACCUUCGGCACCUAUCACCAGGAAAACUCGAUUUGCAAAUGUUCGGGAUUUUAAGCCAGACAAAAAGUAGUCUUAUUAUCAGACAGGGUGGUUUAAAAUACAAACUCUCUCUAAGCGAAAACUACUCUGACGCCUUUUAGCAGUGUUUUAGAAAACACAAUCUUUCCUCAACCCCACUUUCCUCCAACCCACAGCCUGCCCACCUUUGCCCAUCCCGCUAUCUGUGCCACUAUGAAUACCCACGAUCUAAGUUCAUUCUCAAAAUUUACUUUUUACCCUGCUUGCAAAGUACAUGUUACUGGUGUUUUGCAAUUGCACUUUACGUUGAAGUGACAGAGGAUAAUUGGAAUAGGCAACUCAGUAUGACAGCGAUGAAUGACUGUCAGAGUUCUAGGUUAAUCACCCCCGCAUUCGGUCGGUCACUAUCGGCAGCUGCGACUGGCCGUACUGACUGAAAACGUCAAGCAAUGUUCCUUAAUUUUCAGACGAGAAACUUGCUAUGGUGCGCCAAGCACACUGUCGUCAGACAGUGAGCGCCGGAAGUGGGACAUCUUCGAAUCUGCAAUCAAUUACUGAAGGCUAUUUUGCCACCUUUCCCGUUAUAAGGAUGCUGUGGGACAUGUGCCGGUAGAGUUCUGCAGUUGUAUCUCGGUCGCGUAAAGUAGGGGCCUGUCAGCAGACUGUUGCUUACACGCGUCUCGUCUCUGUUGUCCACCUUUAAAACUGUUUUUGAAGAAUAUCAAAAAGGACCUCAACUUACGCUCCUUUGCAAGUACUGGCAGACCGCCCUGGGACAAGAGCAGGCAAAUACACUCUUCCUCAUUCAUGAUCUACACGCUGGCUAGUGCCAUCAGGAUGGACCGUUUCUUAAGGUUAUUAUCUUCAUCACAUCCUGAUCUGCGUCUAGUUAACAAAUCUUAGUUAUUUUAUUUCUUUGCCGACUGACGGCCUUCUGACUUCAGGUUUUUGAAACUCGCCUCCAUUCACUUUUUACUCAGCACCUACCGUAUUAGAGUUCAUUUUGGAGUAAAUUGAGUAAUCCAGCGUCAUGCAGCAUAACCUUCUGGGCCAGCAUCCUUCAGGGCUCAUGUAAACACGAUUUGGGCACAUUGGUCACGCGGUUACACUUAUGCUUUCAGAAAUGCUAAGUUUACAAUUUUUACUCAAUUAUUUAUUUUUCAUGCAAGUCCUGGAUUUUUCUAAGUUCCUCCUCGAUGCUAUCUGUUGAACAAAUUUUUCUAGCUCUUUGUGGUCCACACAACAUCAGCUGGCACCACGCAGCUAUCGAGAUACCUUUCAAUUCAUUGACGACAUUAAAGACCUCAACCUUAACGGCAUAAUGCUGUUCUCACUAGACGUCGCAUCACUUUUUACAAACGUCCCGGUCACCGAGACAGUUGAUUACAUCUGUGAUUUUCUAUCUGCCAGUCAUCAAGAAAUAGGAAUACUGACGAAAACACUCAAGGAACUAUUAGUAAGAUGCACAUUAAAUGUGCAGUUCCUUUUUGACAACCAACUCUAUAGACAAAUAGACGGCGUUGCCAUGGGCUUGCCUCUUGGACCUCUCUUUGCCGACGUCUUCAUGGGCAAGCUGGAAAGAUUUCAACUAAGCGAUCGGAUCAAAAAUCUCGAACAUUAUGGUCGCUGCGUUGAUGAUAUCUUUGCGAUUGCAACCACAGAAACCGACGUCGCUGCCCUCCUAAAUGCUGUAAAUCAGGCACAUCUGUCGAUCAAUUUCGCAUUGGAGAUGGAAUCGGCUGGUUCGCUUCCUUUUCUAAAUGGCCUUCUAAACGGGAGAUCUGACAGUAGCAUCCGAAGGAGCGUCUCUCGGAAGAAAACCUGGUCUGGACAAUACACGAACUUCGCUAGUUUUGUACCUCUCCAACAAAAACGGAAUCUAGUCAGGUGUUUGGCACAAAGGGCUAGAAAAAUUUGUUCAACAGAUAGUAUCGAGGAUGAACUUAGAAAAAUCUAGAACUUGUUUCGCGAAAACGGGUACCCUGACAGAUUCAUUGCAAAGAACCUUGACGAACGACGCGCAAAACCCACCACACGGACUGCUGACAAGAAAACGUUGUUCCUCAAAGUCCCCCUCCAAGGAGACGCUGCAAGGGAACUCCUAAGAAGACGCCUUGACCAAGCUGUCUCGGGAAAUUUUCCAGCAGCAAGGGUUCGCAUAUCAUUUUCUACUAACCUUAUUUUACGCGGAGAAAGCAAGGAUAGGCUGCCACUUCAGGCCGCCUCAAUGUGCAUCUACUCAUUCACUUGCUCCUGUGGAGCAGGUUAUAUUGGUCGUACGAGUCGGCGCCUUUCCAAAAGAAUACGAGAGCACCUUCCCGCAUGGCUGGCAAAGGGUGAAAUAGGAGAAUAGACAGCGCCAUCCUUGCGCAUGCAGUGGAUUCAGGGCAUCGUGUGGACCCCGCUGAAGCAUUUCGUGUGAUUUACAGGGUCCCCUCGAGCUACACUAAGCUACUGGGUCAGUGCCCGUUAGCAACAGCAGAAGCGGCCGCCAUAAGUUUACGAAAACCGACCCUAUGCGCCCAAAAGAACCUUGUUCAGGCUCCGCGCUUACCGUGGUCAAAGGUUGACUAACAACAUACCACUUUCUGCGCCCUUCCGCUCUUGCCCAGCCUGGAAUUUAAAAAACUAACCCCAUCCCAUUUAACUUUAUUGGCCUGACGAGAAGUUACCGAAAGGAACGUUCGCUCGCCACUGUCUCUUCUGAACAUUGUUAUGGGGAUUUUCACAACUUCUGUUUUACUCUCGUUGGUCUUUGGACCAAACCCGUGGUCCAGUGGUUAGAGGCGUGGACUUCUAACUAACGGGUCGCGAGUUCGAGCCUCGGGUGGUCCACACUUCGGGGUUAGGUAUGGUUGGCUGAUUACGGCUAAUAAGCCAGAACUGACCAUUCCAGUCUCCCUUUUCUUUGUCGUUAAUGCCAUUCUGUCUAUAUCAUGCGCGCUGUGCGGCUGCCGGUUGGGCUCGAGAGAGAGCCCGUAAGGCACAACGGAGCGAUUGAUUUCCGUAAGAACGAUCGGUGAGCACCCCCUACCACCAAACAUUAUGUCAAAUCGGAACACAAGUCAACCAUGCUCUCCUUCCAUUUAAUAGCAAGCAAAAAAGGCUCUCGCCGGAGUUCUGUAGUUGAGGCACGCCCAGGUCUUAUUUAGGCGUGACCAGACUACCCAGGCUUAUGCAUGUUAACUGUUUAAAGAUGUAUCAGUUCUACAGUAGGCAUUCUGACUUACUGACGUCUAAUCACAUGCAGAAUGUUGGACUCCAAAGAACUAGCUAUAUUUUUAGUUUAGAAGGUCAGGUUUGUACCCUCUACAACAGUAUAUUUCCAGUGAUUCUGCUGCUUUUGGCUCCCUGAAUCGUGAGGGCACCAAAAAUAUGAAACCAUUUUAAUAUUCGAAAGGUCAAUCUAUAAGCAUAGCUAAGCUGUAUAUCAUCAAAAAGAGUCAUCGUCGAGCCCUAAUGUCUCGUUAAAUAGUGUUCGUUGUUGAAACAGACUCAUACUAAAAUUCCGCCUUUAGCUCGGCUGCAGCGCAAACAACUCAUGAUCGCAGGUGCGAUGCCUACCAUCUUUUCCUACUCGCGUACUUAGUGGAUAUCUCGGUCAACAAUUUUACUGGUUAACUCAAUACUAGGUUAAAUGGUCGUAAAGACGAGUACUCCGAAAUGUUUAGCAAGCGUAUGCGCCUCUAGAUAUGGCGGUGGCUGUCAAACUGGGUAUGUUCCAUACAUACCAGAUGUUUUUCUAGUCAUUUUCACAAAAUAAUGCUCCCUUGCGGCUCCAAACUGAGACACCUUUUAGUCCCUACCGACAAAUACUGAACCCACUUUUGUCAAAUUCCGAAAUCUUCUGCCGAGUUCCACAUCAUACGUACUUCCAAAAAACACUAGUAGGCAAAUAGUUACAUGCAACUUACAUGCAAAUCACUUCGUCCCGGUACAUGGUUAUUUUCACAAGAACUGAAAUCACAUUUUCCUUUAUCAUCUCAGUACUCUAAUUAAUGUUCUUAUACACGGGAUACUUGUUCGAUUGGCGAAUUACAUAAUUUGUUUUCAAAGGUGAUGCCAGAGUCUCGUCAAUGAAUACAAGUAACAGUUAGACACGUGCAUGUACCUGUGUUAGUAGUUGCAUUCAUUCACCGCAUGGGCCUAUCUGGCCACAUGCUCCUCCACGAAAAUCUUCGGUGAUGCACCACAGACUUGAUCACAUCAUUACACAUUCUCCCCACCAAUGCGUACAUCAUACAAACUCUCCCCUAUCGCCGCCCAGCACCGACACCUCUCACGUAAGUGAGAGGUAAGUCCUUCGGCUCCUCACCAUGUGGCUUCUCAGCUACACUUGAGAUCUCUGCCGCACCCUACAUGAUAUACGCAAAUCCUGGCCACUUGUAGGCUCUGACCAGGUGGUGUAUGACAAGAUGUAGUGACACGCAGGCCCAUGCCAUGGAAACUGGGAUUCGCGUCGCUGCCCUACCCUCUUGUUCUUGUGCUCAAAUACCGUACGUAAGCGUUUCCUAUAGACCGAACAGCGUGGUGGUACGCUUAGGCGCGGAUUUUCGUCGUGCCAGCCGCCGGAAUCCUCUGCUACCUUCAGUCUUCUUCACUCUAUCAUGACAGCAGACUAAUAAACUAAUCCACACGCACGUCACCGCGCCUGCUUCCAGCCUGUUGUGAAGCGCGCGGUGGACAUUGUCGAAAUCGACUGUCGAAACGCUGCAGUUGCAUUUUUCGACUCGUACACACAAUCGAUUAGUCUGUUAGGACGUCUGUAGGUCAACACUGGUCGACCAACAACUGUGAUAUGGGAAAAACAUCAACAGAUUAUUCGGGCUCUACUCGAUGCCUUAGCGCAUGCUUUAACAUAAUUGUGGAAUAGUUUAUCUCGCCAAUUCGUUGGUGUGCCUUUGAGAGGUUUUGGAGACGAGACUUGUACUGUUUAUUGCCUUCACUUACACUUACACUUAAAAUCGUUUGCGUUGACAUGCAUCAGGGAUUUUUGCUUUUUCUUAUUCUUUUAGAUCGACUUUUUCUUCCGCAUACUGGAGAAAUAA